AUGGGGCUGACGGCGCUGAAUUGUUUCAUGUCCAUGCUACGGGAGCGCAAAGGGAAUCGCGGCCAUAGCCAGUCACAGGGUAAGCUGUGCCCUUCGGCCUCUCUGCUAGUAUUCAACUAUGUUCUGCUUUUGCAGUUUGAUUUCCAUAUUCGCAGUCUUUCAAAUGCCCUUCAUGUUAUGGCACAAAAUUGGACUGAUUUGUGCGUGCCGGCUACUUACCGUUACAUUUAUGUGCUGCAGAUGGGGAAGAAUUCAUCUUCUCUGGAGAGUUUGAUACUCAAACAGUGUGAGGAUAUCAUUUGCCUCGAGAUACCUUGCCAGCUGCUGCGGCUCAGAUGGCUGAAGGUGUUUGACUGCCUGAGUCUUCAACUUAUAGAGAUCAAGGCUCCAAAUAUCUCCAUCUUCGAUUUUACGGGUGAUGAAACACAACUCUCACUUGGAGAAUCAUUGCAACUGAAGAACCUUACGUUGAACCGUAGGUGUGCCAUCAAUUAUGCUAUCGACACACUUGCAUCCAGUGUGCAAAACCUUGAAGCUCUCACCUUACGAUCUUCUCGUGAGGUACCAGUGCAAUCAAAGUAUGAUUUUAUUGCUGGAGACCCCUCAACCCUGAGGCAAAUGCUGGGACGCCACCAUAACAAGCUCAAGACUGUGAUAAUCAUUGGGUUUUGCCGCCAAAAGAGCUUGGUUGAGCUGACACGGCAUAUUCUACAGAGUGCAACGUCACUGAAGAGCCUCACGUUAAUCACUAUUGAUCCGAAGUAUCAGUUCUAUGGCCACACCAGUAUUAGCAAAUGCCCUACUCUGGACAAGGAGUAUAUCAGGGACGUGUGGGAGUCGAUCUGGGCUAUUAAGACGUACAUUGAGGGGGGAGUUCCGUCUACAGUUAAGUUCAAGGUUUAUGAGCCUUGCCGCCAGUGUCAUUCUUUGUGA
Lolium perenne is the source of this 933-nucleotide messenger RNA. NCBI's taxonomy places the organism in Eukaryota, Viridiplantae, Streptophyta, Magnoliopsida, Poales, Poaceae. The record is from RefSeq and is a predicted model, not a curated record.